Molecule: messenger RNA, 2966 nt
Organism: Lagopus muta (rock ptarmigan)
Lineage: Eukaryota; Metazoa; Chordata; Aves; Galliformes; Phasianidae
Gene: RHOBTB1
Product: Rho related BTB domain containing 1
Exons: 13
Coding region: 396-2480 (694 amino acids)
Biological process (GO): small GTPase-mediated signal transduction
Molecular function (GO): protein binding; GTPase activity; GTP binding
Source: RefSeq, a predicted model, not a curated record
CGCGGCGCCGGGCCGGGCAGGGCGGGCCGUGCCGUGCCGCGCCGCACCGAGCGCUGCGGGGGGCGGCGGCUGUCAGUUCCCCUCGCGCUUCCCGCUCAGGAAAGCCAUGGUAAAAGACAUGAAAUAUCUUUAAUGGAAUUCUGAUCCUAAUCAAGCAGUUAAAAAUGGAUAUGAAUAUUAUUUUCUCCAGUGAGCCUAGAAACUGCCAGUUGCUGUACACUGUUGGAGAUGCAUUCCAGCCACUUCUGAAGGUACAUCACUCAAGUUUAUGGACAACUCUGUGUGACGCUUGCAAGUGGAGAUAAUGUUAUUUUUAUUGCAGUCUGGAUGCUUCUUGAGUCAUUAUCAGAACAAGUCUGGUUGCUUUGCAGCAGUUUUCUCCCAGUUUUUGGUAAAUGGACAUUGACAUGGACUACGAAAGACCCAACGUUGAAACUAUCAAGUGUGUGGUGGUUGGAGAUAAUGCAGUGGGGAAGACUCGUCUAAUUUGUGCAAGAGCUUGCAAUACAACCUUGACUCAGUAUCAGCUGCUGGCAACUCAUGUACCAACAGUCUGGGCCAUUGAUCAGUACCGUGUCUGCCAAGAGGUUCUUGAACGCUCACGAGAUGUUGUGGAUGAAGUGAGUGUUUCUCUCAGGCUGUGGGAUACGUUUGGGGACCACCACAAAGACAGGCGCUUUGCUUACGGAAGGUCUGAUGUAGUUGUUCUCUGCUUUUCAAUUGCUAAUCCUAAUUCCCUGAAUCAUGUGAAAACGAUGUGGUAUCAAGAAAUCAAGCACUUCUGUCCUCGUACACCUGUCAUUCUGGUGGGCUGCCAACUAGAUCUCCGCUAUGCAGAUCUUGAGGCUGUUAACAGAGCCAGACGGCCCUUGGCAAGGCCGAUAAAAAGAGGAGACAUUUUGCCACCUGAAAAAGGCAGAGAGGUUGCCAAGGAGCUUGGGAUACCGUAUUAUGAAACCAGUGUAUUUGACCAAUUUGGAAUUAAAGAUGUGUUUGACAACGCAAUUAGAGCUGCCCUGAUCUCCAGAAGACAUCUGCAGUUCUGGAAAUCUCAUUUGAAGAAGGUCCAAAAACCUUUGCUUCAGGCUCCAUUCCUACCUCCAAAAGCCCCUCCUCCAGUUAUCAAAAUUCCUGAAUGUCCUGUACCGAGCGUGAACGAAGCUGGCUAUUUACUGGACAGCCCUCUGUGUGCAGAUGUGAUGUUUGUUCUCCAGGAGCAGGACUGCAUCUUUGCUCACAAAAUUUACCUAGCUACCUCCUCUUCAAAGUUUUAUGACCUUUUCUUAAUGGAAUGUGAGGAAAGUUCAGACUUGGAUGAAACACAGUGCAAUAAAGAAAAUACAAGUAAAGAUGUUCUGACAAGUCACCUUGAGACAAAUUAUGACACUGAUGAGAUAUCCUUGAAAUCUGUUGAUGUUAAAAUUCCUGCACCAGAAAGUACUGAUUCUUUGAACAUGCUCAAACCCGAACCUGCUGAAACAAUUUCUGCAGCAAGAUCUCUGUCAUCCUGGGGCAAGGGGUUUGUUAGUGUGCAUAAGGAAAUGCAAAUGAAUCCUGUCUCAAAUAGGAUGUGUCCUGUAACUGUGGUAAAAAUGGAUUCCUCUGUGCAGGCUGGACCUUUCAAAACUGUUCUGCAGUUUUUAUACACAGGGCAACUGGAUGAAAAUGAAAAAGAUCUCACAAGACUGGCUCAGAUUGCUGAGAUCUUGGAAGUAUUUGAUUUGCGAAUGAUGGUGGAGAACAUUAUGAAUAAAGAAGCCUUCAUGAAUCAAGAGAUUACUAAAGCAUUUCAUGUCAGAAAAGCUAAUCGGAUAAAAGAGUGCCUUUGCAAAGGGACGUUCUCUGAUGUGACAUUUAAAUUGGAUGAUGGAACCAUUAAUGCCCACAAGCCACUACUGAUCUGUAGCUGUGAAUGGAUGUCCGCAAUGUUUGGAGGAUCAUUUAUCGAGAGCUUGAACAGCGAGGUAGUUCUGCCCAACAUAAACAAGACUUCCAUGCAAGCUGUUUUAGAUUACUUGUACACCAAGCAAUUAUCCUCCACUCAAGAACUGGACAUACUUGAGUUAAUCGCAUUGGCAAAUAGGUUUUGCCUUCCUCACCUGGUUGCUCUAGCAGAGCAGCAUGCAGUACAAGAGCUGACCAAGGCCUCCAUGAGUGGCGUUGCAAUAGAUGGGGAUGUACUGUCCUGUUUAGAAUUGGCUCAGUUUCACAACGCUAACCAGCUGGCAGCUUGGUGUUUGCACUACAUCUGCACCAAUUACAACAGUGUUUGCUCCAAAUUCCGCAAGGAGAUCAAAGCCAAAUCUUCAGAUAAUCAAGAAUAUUUUGAGAGGCAUCGCUGGCCACCUGUGUGGUAUUUAAAAGAAGAAGAUCACUACCAACGAGUUAAGAAAGAAAGAGAAAAGGAAGAUUUUGCACUAAAUAAACACCAUUCAAGGCGGAAGUGGUGCUUCUGGAAUUCCUCUGCUGUAGUUGCCUGAACAGAACACAUAACUGGAAAUUCAUAGCCAGUGUCAGAAGUUAGUCUUAUUGUUAGAAAUAAGAUGUUUUCAGGAAACUUUGUUCCAUAUCUGUGCAUUUAUUACUGCUAGGGUCAAAAGCACAAGCCCACUGAAAGUGAGCCUGGAACAGCUCCUCAAAGUCCUAUGUAUAUUUUUGGCUAAUAAGAAGACAAAUGUCUACCAUUAUUACCUUUCUUUUUAUAUAAAAAAUAAUAAUAGAGCAUUAAUGUUUCAAUCUCCAAUUGGGAAAUAUUUUUAUACUGUCUAGUGUAUUUUGUUCAGAUAAAGUUGUGGAUUAUCAUUUUAUUUUACAGACCACAAAACCAUGUAGCAGCUUUGUAUUAGAUUUUAACUAUUUUUACUAUACGAGUACAGUGAAAUAGACAAUCCUCAGUCAUCAGAAACAGCUUUUAGAGUCUAAUCUCUCAAUCUCAUAAAAAAGUCACCUUAGGAAAAAAAAAACAA